Messenger RNA from Strongylocentrotus purpuratus (purple sea urchin), 6128 nucleotides. It is a transcript of the gene klhl18, whose product is annotated as kelch-like protein 18. The transcript is spliced from 10 exons. The coding region runs from base 159 to 1886 and encodes 575 amino acids. NCBI's taxonomy places the organism in Eukaryota, Metazoa, Echinodermata, Echinoidea, Camarodonta, Strongylocentrotidae. Gene Ontology annotation, molecular function: protein binding. The record is from RefSeq and is a predicted model, not a curated record.
UGUGUGUAUAUGCAUGCGAUCUGUACACACACGUCGCCGUACAUCAGUGCUACCCUCGCCCUUUAAAAUCUUGAUUGGAUCACACGAAAAUCAAUACAAUAGUGCUGUGAAAGACUAAAGCUAUCUUGUCAAUUUGCUCAAUUUCUUCAGAAUUUAUUAUGGCGCCAAGCCCUACAUUGCCAGAUGAUAUGUCGGAUUCAGUGGCCUUCUGUAUGAACGAUCUGCCAGCAGACGGUUACAUGGCAAUGGAAAGCAUACGGCGCCAAGGGAAACUCUGCGACGUUACAUUGAAGGUUGAUGACCACAAAUUUUCAGCACAUCGCAUUGUGUUGGCAGCCUCUAUACCGUACUUCCAUGCAAUGUUUACCACAGACAUGGUGGAAAGCAAACAAGAAGAAAUAACAAUGUCUGGUAUUGAUCCAAGUGCCUUGGAAGUCCUAGUCAACUUUUCAUACAGCGGUCGUGUCAUCAUUAAUACCCAGAAUGUCCUCUCUAUUCUUGCGUGUGCUAACUUUCUUCAACUCCAAGUUAUCAAAGAGGCUUGCUGCAGCUUCCUCAAAGAUCGCUUGGAUCCUUCAAACUGCCUUGGUAUACGUCGCUUUGCGGACACCAUGGUGUGUGGGGAUCUGUUCCAAGCUUCCACUAGCUUCCUUCAUAAGCAGUUUGUAGACGUUUCAUCCUCAGACGAGUUCAUGAUGCUUAGCAAGGUUGAGUUUAUUGAGAUCCUAGAGAUGGAUGAACUCAAUGUCACAGGGGAGGAACAGGUGUUUGAUGCUUUUAUAGGAUGGGUCAAACAUGAUGAGCAAGUAAGACAGGAAGAUAUGCCAGAACUCUUUGGUCUAGUAAGACUACCUCUGAUUAGGCCUCAGGUUCUAACGGACCAUAUAUCAACGGAAGAGAGGGUCAAAGCUUGCCAUAAAUGCAGGGACCUAGUAGAUGAAGCUAAAGACUACCAUCUAAUGCCUGAGAGACGUUCCAUGCUGCAAAGUAAACGCACCAAACCAAGAUGCUGCAAUGAUAUAUCAGGUCUCAUCUAUGCAGUAGGAGGAUUGACACGCUCAGGUGAAUCGUUGAAUGCAGUAGAGGUCUAUGAACCUGUCACUGAGAAGUGGAGUAUAACCAAGCCAAUGACGACCAGACGUAGCAGGGUUGGUGUAACAGUAUUAUCAGGACGUCUGUAUGCCGUAGGAGGUUAUGAUGGCCAGUCUAGACUGAAUACAGUAGAAGUCUUUGAUCCUAGUAGCUAUGAAUGGUGGGAUGUAGCACCAAUGAAUCACAGGAGAAGUGCCCUUGGAGUAGCUGCAUUAGAUGGACGUGUCUAUGCCUGUGGAGGUUAUGAUGGGAUAUCUUCUCUUAGCUCUGUGGAAUGUUAUGACCCAGAAACAAACAAGUGGUAUGUUGUUGCUGACAUGACUAAGUCUAGGAGUGCUGCAGGUGUAGCUGUACUCAGUGGGGAGAUCUUUGCUGCAGGGGGGCAUGAUGGUCUGCAAAUAUUUAGCACGGUGGAAUGCUUCAAUCGAUUCACUGGUCGCUGGACAGUGGUUCAACCUAUGCAAAGUAAACGAUGUCGUCUUGGUGUCACAUCUUUCAAUGGUAAACUCUACAUCUGUGGAGGUUACGACGGCUCCAAGUUUCUCAACACCGUAGAAGUCUAUGAUCCAGUGGCCAACACAUGGACCUACGCAGCACCUAUGAACUCUAGAAGGAGUCGUGUAGCUCUCGUUGCCAACAGAGGGCGCCUGUAUGCUGUGGGAGGUUAUGAUGGACUCACCAAUCUCAACACAGUAGAGAUGUAUAAUCCACAGGAAGAUGAAUGGACUUUUGUUUCACCGAUGCAAUCCCAUGAGGGAGGGGUGGGUGUUGGAGUUAUACCUCUCUCUGUCUGAUUGUGCCACCAACAUCAAGAUCAUUGUCAUUUCUGUCUGGCUUCCCAGAGAGCUCUUUAAUGGAAGGCAUUUACAUGUAAGUGUACCAACUCUGUGGUUGGAUACAGACAUUGGUCACCCAUAUAGUUCAGGAUUCACAACAGAGGUUUACUCUUAGGUCAUGGUUGAAAUGCCAAUGAAACAUUUUGUAUGUGUGACCCUAUGUCCAAUGAAGGUGCAAUAUACACUAAACGAUGUUGAUGUCAGUCCACAGUGAAGUUGUAAACUGUGAUUUUAAACCAUAGGUUUGACCGUGGUGCACAAUCUCCUUCAUGAAUUUGGGCUGUAGUGUACAUGUUUGAAUACAGUACAUGUAGGUCAGGAUAUACACUUGCAUCAUUAGGUUAAAAUCAUUCCGUUUUGAAUUUUAACUUGAGACCAAUCCUAAUGAACCGUUAGGGUAGAGUACUAUUUUGUCUAAGACCUUCCAGAAUCAUCUGAAAAGUAAUUUGUCUCUACCGGUACGUCAUCUCUGUAACAGAGAGAUAGGAGUUUGUAUGUUUGUAAUCGAUUAGGGGACUUGUACCCAAUCUAGAUCAAUCAUAACUCUUUGUAAGACAGGCCCCUGAUUUUGAUUGAUAAACAUUGUCAUUGUACUAGUAUCAGAGCAUGAAGAGAGUUUGACCAUCUAAAUGUACUACUAUCAGAGCCUAAAGAGAGUUUGACCAUCUAAAUGUACUACUAUCAGAGCCUGAAGAGAGUUUGACCAUCUAAAUGUACUACUAUCUGUUACAGAACAAGAUAAGACAAGGUUUAUAAUCCAUAUAGAUAUUAUGUCAUAAACCACAAAUUUGAAGUUCAUUAUGACUUUAAUAUGGCCAUGUCAUUGCAUCUAAAGUUGCUAUAUAAAAGACCAACUUUAAAAUAUAUACCUGUACUUUAAAAAUUCCAUUUUCUUACAUUUAUUUUGUAGUCACAGCGCUAAACCCACUCCAAAUAGACAGGUAUUUGGCCAUUUGGGUCAAUGUACCGGUAAAUGGAAUUGAAUGUUUGAUCUGAUGUCGGUGUGAUGUCAGUUUCUUUAGUAUUACGGGGGCAUUAGACCAGACCAAUUUGAAUGAAAUCCAAUGAUACACUUUGUUUUGUCUGAUCUAAGCAGUUGUGUAUGAUCAUUAAAUUAUCACAACACUCAUUUACAAGGAGGGACUGGCAAGGGAUGAAAUUUGAUAUUUUUGUUUGUCUGUCCUUAAAUUUUGUGAUUCAGUUGAGAUUUAGUUUGAACAUUCUUUGAAGAAUUUGAAGCAAUAAUUUUUCAGAGUGUUAUUUUUUCAGUAUUUAUUAAUGAUUCAGAGUGUCCUCAUGAUGAUGUGUGUUUAGAUUGAUAAUCUUAGAAUCUCUCUCUUCCCUUCGCCAGUUUCCCUUCUUAUCAAAAUCCUUUUGAUCAAAUGGUGGUCUGUGGAAACCAUGAAGAUUUAUUUGUUUCUUAGCUGUGCAAUAUAUUUUAUGACUCUUCCAGUAUUCAGUUUCAUGGAUCUUGGUUUCUCAGUUUUGAAGAAAUUUUGAAACGGAAAAACUACUUCAGAACACACCAAUGUAAAUACGAGUAAGAUGUACAUGACAGGCAAAUGGAUAUUUUAUUGUAGAAUUCAUUAGAAAUUUACACAUUUUCACAUGAUGUUAAACAAUAAAGGCUUCAUUCACAAAAUCAAAAUAUGAGCCUUUUGAUAUUUAGGUGGCAUGUGAUAAGAGUGCCAUUAUGAAGAUAAUGGAGGAAUUUCACCUGGAUGAUUUGGUUGUACAGUACAUACGUUGUGUACAGUGGACCAGUAGGGCGAAACUUGGUAUCCAUUAGAGCAUUUCUUGUAGAUCACUUUUAGAAAAGUGCUCUUGCUCAACUAUUUGAAUAGGAUAGAGUUUGAUGAUGAGACCAACAGCUGUCACUUUCGUGGUUGCUUACCUAUGAGCACGCCCUCUGUUGGUAGCUAGAAUGCCAAUAACUCACAUACUUUAUUUAAACAUGGAUACAAUGCCCUUCUGGCUCUCUUCUGGAUCUCAGCAUAGGAUAUAUAUAUAUAUACAUGUACUUCUUGUUCUUAGUAUCUGAGCUCCAAUCAGUGAGUUCUUGAUCAUGUAUUGUGAUAAAGUCCUUUUAAAAGAUGUGCUUUUGAAAUGUAGCAAGAAAUCAUAUUAUGGACAAUUUGAAGUGACCAAAAAAAAACAUGAAUUUGAUGUGUGUGGUGAAUAAUGGUAAGAGGAUCUUAGUCAUAUAUUUUCAAGUUUUCUUGUUUAGAUAAAUUUCAAAAACCUUUUAUUUUUGUAUUUUGCGGAUAUAUAUUUAAAUGAAAUUGAAUGGUGCUUUUUACUGGAAUAAGGUUGGUGCAUGUGUGUGUGUGUGUGUGUGUGUGUGUUUUUAAAUUUCAUUAUGAUGUUCACUUUAUAGCUUUAAAUCUUGUACUAGUUGCCAGUGAAAUUAAUGAAAAUAUCUUAGAUAUAAAACAUUGUUUUCUUAGCUUUAAAACUGUGAAAGCAACUAAAAGCUACGGUAAGUUUUAAUUCAUGCAUGUUUACCUGUCAUUUUUAAACCAUGCAAAUGAUUCAUGCCUUGUAGAAUGAAAGUUUUAGAAACACAUAAUUGGCAUAUAAAAAUAAGAAGUUCGUUACUAGUCAUGGAGUUUAUCCUUCUUCUCAGACAAGAAGAAUGAGAUAGAGCGGUCAUUUCCAUGCACAGAUCAGAUUCACACUGAUAAUCAGCUCAAAAAGGAAUGCUUUUAAUCUGUGUUAUAAUUGGCAACCAAACUUUUUUUUAUUGGUACCUUUACAUUGUCAUGGCGGUUCACAUCUAUAAUUCAGUUUCUAAGGCAGGGGGUUUUAAAGACCUAAUUGAUUUGCAGUCAAUUCUUUUGCAUUCUUUCUCUUCAUUCCAAAUUUCUUCAGAAUGAUAUUCAACCCUGCCCCCAUCUACAUCUUAAUUUUACCUGUAUAUAUCUUUUGUCAAUAAAUUUUCUUAACCCAAGACAGAAUUUUAUCAUUACUGGUAUCAGAUAUGAGCUAGACAUUAUUCCAUUGUACAUGUAGAUUUAAAUCUUGAUAAAAAAUUCAUAGUAAACAUUGCAGUGAGGGAUGCUCUUUUAAUUGUCAAAUGAAAUAUUUCAUUCUGCUUGUAUCAUUCUGUGAUGUGCAAUUUUUAUCAUAACCAGUACAAAAGAAAGAUGUAUGGGCAAAGUUUCAUGAAACCGUCAUAAGUUCAACAUGGCGACAUCCCAUUGAAAUACAUGUUAGAUGUACUCAUUUGUACUUACGACAGUUUUGUGAAACCGUGCCCCUGUGUCUAAAAUAUCAGUAUUUGAUAUACUCAAUGUAUAAGAAGCACAAACGUAGUAGUAUAAGACGUUUUCUUGUUAGUUUAUUCAACGGAGUGAAGAAAAUAUUCAGGCUAUAGUAUUAUUGUGAUGUUCGCAGUGCAAGUUUUACAUGCAGAUAGGGGAGGACAAUAAUAUAUACGGUAUAUACAUGUAUCACAUAUAAUUGUUCAUUGAUUUGAAAUCCAGACCUCACAGUUCCAUAUUGCAUCUCUUUUACCCCGUUACACAUUACCGGAUAGUGUUAAUGGACGUCUAAUGGAUAGAAACUCUGCAAAAAAUCAGCAAGUAGACCCUACAGGACAAUUACCCUCAAUAUACUUGCCCAACCUUAUGAAUAGCGGACAAGAACGGGGCAAAAUGAAAUAGGACCGUAAUUUAUGGUAUUUAUUACUCUCUGGCUCCAGUUCUCCUAUUCUGUCUUGAAUCUAAACUGAUUUAAUUACACAUUUCUCACAUUUUUACUGUAUCAUUUAGUUUGUUAAAUAUCCUUGAAAACAAACAGACUUGUAGUCUGUGUUUGCACUUGAAAUACCAAACUAGUUGAAUAAUCUGUAGCUAAUUAAUGGUACUAUUUUUGUAAUAUUUAAUAUUAGACAAUGCCAUGGCAAGAAACCACCUAUGAUGUACAUAUAUUGUAUUCCACCCUCUUGUUCUACUAAGCAUAAAAAAGUAGAAUAAAUUCAUACUCUAACAAGUUAUGAGAUUGGUAAAGAAGUUCAUUCCCUUUAGAAAGUCAAUUAGAGACAUGAAUUUUUCUGUAACUUUGGUUGUCGGUUGAGUAAGUAUGAUGUGGCAAGUGUCUGAUUGAUCUUUUAAGAUGCAACAAAUUUUGAAUUCUCUUGUAAUUAUGUCUUAUGUGAAAGCAAGAUUUGAUUUUGCAAUAAAUUAUUUCCGAAAUGAA